AUGACUGUUGUUCAGCAAAACUAUGGUGAAAAAGUUCUAGUACAGGGUACAACAGCUGUGGAUCUUGUAGGGCUUGUUGCAGCACUAAAUUUACUUGGUGGUACUUUGGUUGACCACAUAUUCUUAUUCCUUGGUGUUGGGCUAGUUGGGACUGGUAUAGUAGAGCUUAUAGCUCUUGAGAUGUCAAAACAGGUGUUGGCUUAG
Messenger RNA from Ilex paraguariensis (yerba mate), 204 nucleotides. NCBI's taxonomy places the organism in Eukaryota, Viridiplantae, Streptophyta, Magnoliopsida, Aquifoliales, Aquifoliaceae. The record is from the annotation of a GenBank genome assembly.